This is a messenger RNA of Astrephomene gubernaculifera, 1668 nucleotides long. The record is from the annotation of a GenBank genome assembly. NCBI's taxonomy places the organism in Eukaryota, Viridiplantae, Chlorophyta, Chlorophyceae, Chlamydomonadales, Astrephomenaceae.
GAGGAGGUGGAGGACGGGGUGGUGGCGGAUUGCGGACAUGGCUUCUGUCGUACAUGCGUGAUCGAAUACGUGGAGGGUGCCGUACGCGCGGCCAAGUGUCCCACCUGCUCCAAGCCUCUCACCGUCGACCUCUCAGCACCACCCGCCACCGCCGCAACGGCUGCUGCCACCGCCACCGCCACCGCCGCUGGCGACGAUGAUGACAUUGCCGCCGCAGCAGCCGGAGCCGGCAGUGGCGGCCGCCGUGGCGGAGGCAGCGGCCAUCUGGCUGCUGCUGCUGGUCCUUACCGGCCCAAGAAGACCAGCAUUCUGUCGCGUAUCGGCGACCUGAGCCGCUUCCAGACAAGCACCAAGAUCGAGGCCCUGCGUGAGGAGCUCCAGCGCAUGUGCUGCUGCGACCCGGGCGCCAAGGCCAUCGUGUUCAGCCAGUUCACCUCCAUGCUGGACCUGUGCCACUGGAGGCUGGAGCAGGUGGGUAUCCGCUGUGUGCGGCUGGAGGGCAGUCAGUCCAUGGAGGUGCGCGAGCGCGCCAUCUCGGCCUUCACCACCGACCCGCGGGUCAGGGUGUUCCUCAUGAGCCUCAAGGCGGGUGGCGUGGCACUCAACCUGACGGCCGCCUCCCACGUCAUGCUGAUGGACCCCUGGUGGAACCCCGCGGUGGAGCAGCAGGCGCAGGACAGGAUCCACCGGCUGGGUCAGUACAAGCCCAUUACGGUGGUGCGGUUCGUGAUCGCGGGGACCAUCGAGGAGCGCAUCCUCAAGCUGCAGGAGAAGAAGCAGCUUGUGUUCGAGGGCACGGUGGGGCGGGAUGUGGAGGCGCUGGGGCGCCUGACGGAGGACGACCUGCGCUUUCUGUUCGGGUAGCGUGCAUGCGUGCAGGCGUGGGUGAGGAAAGAAGAGAGGCGGAGUCUUGAUGGUUCCUGUUCGGCCAUGCGGACUGAGGGCUGAGGGAGAGAAAGGGGCGAGUGAUGAGCGAGUGGAAGCAGAAUAUGAAGAUGGAGAAAGGGGCGGUUUGGUGGGAGAGGUGGUCGCGGAGGGACGUCUUAAAGAGGAGCGCAAGUAGGCGCAGGUUGUGCAGUGGUGGGCAGGACUUCGCAUGCAGGGUUUUGGAGUGCAGGAACGCAAAGAAUGCGGGGGUACCGGUAAAUCAAAUGCGGUUGGAUGAGUGACGACAUUUGUUUGCUUGCUUGGACAUGCUAGUCAUCGCCUCUGCAGUUGUGUGGUGGGUGGUGUGUACGGCGGCCUACGAACCGCAGGUGAACAGUCAGUGUCCCAACUGCUUGCAAGAAUGGAACAGGCGCUGUCUUGGUUGGGCCCAUCAACCCGUAAACAAGCCAUUGUAGUAAGGGCGCCCCGAGCAGCUCCCCCAGGGGCACGCAGCCGUCGUGAUUUUUAGGGCCCGUAAUCUGGUUGCAUGGGAUGUGGUAUGUUGUCAUGGGUGACAUACAUAUACAUGCAAAGGCUGAGGCUGCUGGGUGGCGAACGACAGGGGGAUGCAAGAAGCAUUUCCAUGCAGCCUAACUUACAGCCCUCCGCAGAGCUUUUGCCUACGUUUGAAAUAUAAAGCAGCUGCCAACUUGUGGGUGAAUGGCGACAGAAACGUGACGCAUUUUUGUUUUCCGAAGUGUACCGAGAUAGAGCUGUCAGACGCCGCAUGAUGUACUGCCG